Messenger RNA from Vicugna pacos (alpaca), 2507 nucleotides. RefSeq names its product torsin family 2 member A (gene TOR2A). Gene Ontology annotation, cellular component: endoplasmic reticulum lumen; endoplasmic reticulum; nuclear envelope. The record is from RefSeq and is a predicted model, not a curated record. Gene Ontology annotation, molecular function: ATP binding; ATP hydrolysis activity. Lineage: Eukaryota; Metazoa; Chordata; Mammalia; Artiodactyla; Camelidae.
AUUUAUUUAUUUUUAAUAGAGGUACUGCAGAUUGAACCCAGGACCUCAUGCAUGCUAGGCAUGCACUCUACCACUAAGCUAUACCCUCCCUCUCCCAGCAGUUCUCUUGAUAUCACGGGUUGGGGGGGUGGGCAAUGUGGAUCAGCAAGAUUCCAGACCAGGAUGGGGCCUGUUCACUGAAUUUGAAACGUCUGGGGCUCUUUGCCUUAUGAAUCCUUUGACCAAGAAAGGCUGGAUAACACAGUGCCUCAGAUCUGGGACAGCAGCCAGACUUGGGUUCAGUUCUAUUGUUCACUAGCUGGGUGGCCUUGGAUAAGGGGCUUAACCUCUUGGGUCCCAGUUUCCUUCUCAAUAAAAUGGGGACAAUAAUGGAACUGAUCCCUUAGGGCUGAUGUUACAGCAUUUAGCAUACAGUAGCUGCUAGGUAAGGGACAGCCAUGUUUCAUGAUGGAUUGUCAAUGAUCAUUUAUUGAUUACUUUGUGAGCCAAAACACUUCAUGUGCCUGUACCUCACUGAAAUAUCACCAUUCCUCUGUAUGACAGGUACUGUUAUCAUAUUAUAAGAAACAUAAGGCACCUAACACCAUCUGCACAUAGGUGCUCACCAAAAGCUAUAGCGCUCUUUUAUCAUGCAAAAGGGAAAAAAAGAUCAUGGAAAGGGCGCUUUACAAGGUAUGAGGUGCUGCAGAAGUUUUUGUUACAAUUAUUACGUCACCCUUUGUGGUCAUAAUCCUUUAUUCUGUAGAGCUACUGUGAUGGUCCCUUAGUUACCGUGGCCAUGGAAACGCAGCCUGCAGUUUUUGGUUGGAUGGUUCGCGGGCUCCCCCUGGAGGCCAUCUUCCGUUCCUGCAGUGGGACGACGGGGGCGGGCCUUUGAGUAGGGCGAGAGGGGAGCCGGGAGUUGUAGGCCACUGGCUGUGGUUGCCGUGGAGUGAUGCACGCCGGGAGUUGUAGUUCUGGGGAGAGGCGGUUGGCGGCCCCAGACCCAGCUCCGGCCUCACCCGGAUGGCUGCCGCGACGUGCGGCUGCCGGCCCUGGGGCUCGCUCCUCGGGCUGCUCGGGCUGGUUUCGGCCGCGGCCGCCGUCUGGGACCUGACAUCGUUGCGCUGCAACUUUGGCUCCUUCUGCGAAUGUGACUUCCGGCCCGAUUUCCAGGGACUUGAGUGUGACCUGGCCCAGCACCUGGCUGGCCAGCACUUGGCCAGAGCACUGGUGGUGAAGGCGCUGAAGACCUUUGUGCAGGACCCUGCUCCCACCAAGCCGCUGGUCCUCUCCCUGCAUGGCUGGACAGGCACGGGCAAAUCCUUUGUCAGCUCCCUGCUGGCACACUACCUCUUCCGGGGUGGCCUCCGCAGCCCCCAUGUGCACCACUUUUCCCCACUCAUCCACUUCCCCCACCCCAGCCAAAUGGAGCGCUACAAGAAGGAUCUCAAGAGCUGGGUCCAGGGGAACCUCACUGCCUGCAGCCGCUCGCUCUUCCUCUUUGAUGAGAUGGACAAGCUGGCCCCAGGCUUGAUAGAGGUCCUGCGACCUUUCCUGGGCUCCUCCUGGGUUGUGUAUGGGACCAACUAUCGCAAAGCCAUCUUCAUCUUCAUCAGCAACACUGGUGGUGAGCAGAUCAACCAGGUGGUGUUGGAGGCAUGGCGCAGCCGCCGGGACCGCGAGGAGAUCCGGCUGCAGGAGCUGGAGCCGGUCAUCUCCCAGGCAGUGCUGGACAACCCGCACCAUGGCUUCUGGCGCUCGGGAAUCAUGGAAGAGCAUCUCCUGGACGCCUUGGUGCCCUUCCUACCGCUCCAGCGGCACCAUGUGCGGCACUGUGUUCUGAAUGAGCUGGCCCAGCUGGGCCUGGAGCCAAGGGAUGACGUUGUCCAGGCUGUGCUGGACAGCACCACCUUCUUCCCUGAGGAGGAGCAGCUCUUUUCCUCCAAUGGCUGCAAGACUGUGGCUUCCCGAAUUGCCUUCUUCCUCUGACUCUCCAGGUGGCUUCCUUAUCCUCCUCUACCUGACCAGGCCAUGCAGGAAAGCCCUGAGGCCUCUGCCAGAGGUCCCUGCCCUGAGCCUCCUGGAGAGUGGGACCCAGAGCACAAUGUGAACUUGAGGAGGGGUGUUGCCCAGGCCAUGAGACGGAAGGCCCAGGCAGGCCCCAGCCACUUAGCAGAGAGCAUUUUGGCUUUUGCUUCCUUCCUCAGGGAGACCACUGGUCACCGCAGAACUUCAAUGAGCCUUGAGCUCACCCUCCAGCCUGAGCCUUCUUAAAAUGUGAAUUAUAACUCAGGGAUGGUGGCUGGUGCCUGCUCCCCCCUUCGGUUGGUUACUCUCAGCCCUUGUUCCGGCACCACACCCCACCCUUCCAUCCCACACCCUGUGGCCCAGUACUGUAAAGCCAGGCUGAGACUUCUGUCUCCAGGAAUAGAGGGACUCAAGCUGCCACUUGGGCUUGGCUUUUCAAAUUUUUUAUUUUGUAAAAGAAGAGAACAAAUACAAUAAAUUCAGCCAUGGGACCAGAG